This is a messenger RNA of Ostrinia furnacalis (Asian corn borer), 1192 nucleotides long. Its product is annotated as pericentrin-like. The record is from RefSeq and is a predicted model, not a curated record. The transcript is spliced from 8 exons. NCBI's taxonomy places the organism in Eukaryota, Metazoa, Arthropoda, Insecta, Lepidoptera, Crambidae. Bases 17 to 1192 code for a protein of 391 amino acids.
GGACAACAAACUGCAGAUGCAGGUCAACAACCUCGAGCUGCGGCUGCGGGACAAGGACGCGCUCAUCGCAGAGCUCAACAGGAUCCGCGACAAGCUGUCCAACGACUGGCAGACGAGCAAGCUGCGCUACGAGGCCGAGCGCGACAACGUGGGCCGCCUGCAACUACUGUUACACACGCACAAGGAAACCGCCGAGAGUUUGCAGAACCAAGACUCCAACAUGAUCCAGAUCCUCAAGAAGCGGCUGGAAAGCGCGAUGCAGUCCGAAGUGGAUCUACAGCAGCAGCUGCAACACGCGCGGACGAGGGUGGCUCAUCUGGAGCGACAGUUGUUGGCCAACGAUGCUGGUGGGGAUGACGCGGUCAAGGCACAGCUACAGCAUGAGCUGGACAACAACGAGCGGCUUCGCGGCGAGAUCUCUGUGCUCAAAUCUAAGCUGGAACUAGAGCGCGGGCGCGCGGCCGACGCGCGCGCGUCGCUGGAGCACGUGCGCGCGCGCGGGAACAAGGAGCUGGACGCCGCGCGCGAACACGCCACCGCCGUCAAGAACGAGCUGGCUGAUGCUAAGAGGUUAAAACAUGAAGCGAGCGUCGAGUUAUUACGGGCAAAAGAACUGCUCAACAUCCAGAGUGACACAAUUACUGAGCUGGAGAAGAAGUUGAUGGCUUCGGCCAAACAGCGACCGAUGGCCGAUACACUGACUGAGAUAGAAACCCACAAGAGCGAACUAUCUCGAGAAAUCGCCGCGCUCAAGAAGUGCCUCGCCGACGCGCCGCAACUACAGGCCGUCCGCGCCGAGCGGGACAUGUUGCAAGCCAAGCUGCAACAACAACAGCAGUUGCAGCAACAACAACAACCAGACGAGCGGGACCAGGCCGUCCGCUACCUGCACGGGCGCUGCGUGCGUCUGGAGAGCUGCCGCAAGGCGCUGGUGUGGCAGAAGCGCUACCUGCAGCGAGUGCUGGCGGGCUACGCCGAGCUGGAGCGCUCGCUGCGCCUGCCCGAGCCCCGGCCCAGCCCCGGCCUCAAGCGGUUCAAGUGUGCGGCGCUGGCGGUGGUGGUGACUCUUCGCAUGGCGUUCCUGGUGCGGCGCCGCUCGCACGCGCGCGCCGCCUCCGCUGCCGUGCUCCGACAUCCAGACUCCGCUAGGAAUACCACGUGCGUAUACAAUAUUCACCCUUAUGUUAAGUAG